Triticum aestivum (bread wheat) is the source of this 1057-nucleotide messenger RNA. Its product is annotated as transcription initiation factor TFIID subunit 10. Gene Ontology annotation, cellular component: SAGA complex; nucleus; transcription factor TFIID complex. The record is from RefSeq and is a predicted model, not a curated record. Gene Ontology annotation, biological process: transcription initiation at RNA polymerase II promoter. The coding region runs from base 404 to 856 and encodes 150 amino acids. The transcript has 7 exons. Lineage: Eukaryota; Viridiplantae; Streptophyta; Magnoliopsida; Poales; Poaceae. Gene Ontology annotation, molecular function: RNA polymerase II general transcription initiation factor activity; promoter-specific chromatin binding.
GGCCAACGGCUGGAGAUGCCCUCGUUCCUGCAUAGGCCGAGAAAAAACUCACCGCAGCUAGCCCCUACCGCCGAGACACAUCGAGCCAGCCGCUCGCUUCCCAUCCCGACCUCCCGUCUCCCCGCUCGCCGGACGCCCAGAGCCGCAGCCUCUCCGUCCCGCCCGCUCGGCGUUUGGGGCUCGGCAGCAGCCGCGCCACCGCAACUGUGCGGGCCGUGCCCCUGCCUCUGGCCGCCAGGCGCCCCUGCAAGCCGGCGCACGCCGCCCACUCCGCACACCGGCUCUCGGCCGGCAGGCAGCAGCAAGCCAGCAACCAUCCUUAUUGAUUUGAGAUCUGCCACUGUCGUCACUCCUCUUCACCACUCAGACCCAGCAUAGCAGCAAGGAAGCGGACGGGAGGGUGAUGGGAAGCAACAACCCCGGCGGCGCAGGCGGAGGGAUGGCUCCGGGCAUGGGAGCGGGCAGCAGCGACGGGCGGCACGAUGACGAGGCCGUACUCACUGAGUUCCUCUCCUCCCUCAUGGACUACAACCCCAUGAUUCCGGACGAGCUCGUGGAGCACUACCUCGGCCGCAGCGGCUUCCACUGCCCUGACCUACGCCUUACAAGGUUGGUUGCUAUAGCUACUCAAAAGUUCAUUUCAGACGUCGCAAGUGACUCCCUUCAGCAUUGCAAAGCCAGGGUUGCAGCACCUAUCAAAGACAACAAGAGCAAACAACCGAAGGAUAGACGUCUUGUAUUGACAAUGGAUGAUCUUUCAAAAGCCCUGCGUGAGCAUGGUGUUAACCUGAAACAUCCGGAGUAUUUUGCGGACAGCCCAUCAGCAGGGAUGGGCCCUUCAACAAGAGAGGAAUAGAAUCAAUCACUUCCCGUACCAGGACAUGCCCUUACAACUUUAUGUACCGUUGCAGCCAUCGUGUAUUAUGGACCAGCAGUGUGUGGUUGCCACCAUUUUGAUGCGUAUGUAUAGUAUUGCUGAUCAUGUUCUCCAAGUCACCACCUAUGUUGGAUUUGAUUGCAUCUUGAAACUGUCGAUUACAUGAAAUUGGCUUUGUGU